UGAAGAAAUUGUUACCAAAGACCAAGUCAACUGAAGUAAAACACCCAUCCAUAUUUGAGAUGGCCUCAGGCUUCAUUGAUGACAUUCUAAAUGAAUCUAAUAAAAGAGUUGAUAAUUACAGAAUGAUUGGCAUUGAAAGAUUCCAAAGGUACAAAUAUCCAGAAGAGUUUUCUAUCGCGGAUGGUUUAGAGCUCAUUGUAAGGUGUAUUAACAAGUGGUCAUUCAAUCCUAAUUGGUAUUUCAAGAUAAACUAUACUGGUAUAUUGGUUACAGAAUCAUAUUCACAUUUCUAUACGCUUAAAUGGAGUGUCCCCACUCCAUCUUAUCCCAUAGCUCAAGUAACAGCUGAUAUUCACUUUACAAUUGAGAUCACUCCUAUGAAACCUCCACCAGUUUUAAUUGAGAUGUGGUACAGAUUGGAGACUGAUCGGUCACAACACAAUGCUUUCACUAAAAGUUUUAAGGAGUCCCAACUUCAAACUCUAAUCAGGCGCAAGCUCAACGCUUUUCAAUCUUUCACUUUUUAAUGUUUUGAUAAAUAAAGUUCUUUACCAAUAA
Homalodisca vitripennis (glassy-winged sharpshooter) is the source of this 558-nucleotide messenger RNA. Its product is annotated as A-kinase anchor protein 14-like. NCBI's taxonomy places the organism in Eukaryota, Metazoa, Arthropoda, Insecta, Hemiptera, Cicadellidae. The record is from RefSeq and is a predicted model, not a curated record. Gene Ontology annotation, cellular component: cAMP-dependent protein kinase complex. Gene Ontology annotation, molecular function: protein kinase A regulatory subunit binding. Bases 60 to 527 code for a protein of 155 amino acids. The transcript has 3 exons.